AUGUACCAUCAACACAAAAAGGCCCUAAUUGGAUUUGGCAUCCCCGUCCUUCUCACCCUCAUCGCCGGCCUCUUCUUUUUCUUGGGAAGGUCAACGUCACCAAACUGCCAAAUGGGUGCGAUUCAAUGUCCGCUCGACUGGAUUGGACAUCGGGGACGAUGCUACAAGCCUUCAGAAGAGGAGAAGAACUGGCAGGAGAGCCAGAAUGCCUGUAUUUCGCUUGACGCUUCCCUAGCUAAAAUUACAGAUGAGGAGAUGGAGUUUGUGAAGACCAUCACCGAUAACGAUAUCUUCUGGAUCGGCCUCAGGAGAAAACCAAAUCAGCCCUGGAAAUGGCCAGAUGGAGAACAUUCAACGUGGGAAGUCCUGGGAGACGAAGACUGUGUGUUUUUGGAUGAUGGUGCCACACCUAGCUCAGGAAGAUGCAGCACUGAACACCGCUACAUCUGCAAAAAAAUUACCCAGAGAUCCUGA
Candoia aspera is the source of this 474-nucleotide messenger RNA. RefSeq names its product C-type lectin domain family 2 member B-like. The coding region runs from base 1 to 474 and encodes 157 amino acids. The transcript is spliced from 4 exons. Lineage: Eukaryota; Metazoa; Chordata; Lepidosauria; Squamata; Candoiidae. The record is from RefSeq and is a predicted model, not a curated record.